AUGAGCAAGCGGCGGAUAGUGACCUCCGGCCGGUGUUCAAGGCCCACGUUGAGUGGUCUGAGCAUGCGUUCAACGAAUCAACGGCGGAUGCACUUCCAAUUGCGCGUAUCCACAACCACCGUUCACGAACUCCUCUUCGCCGACGACUGCGCCCUGAACACCACCUCGGAAGAGGAGAUGCAACGGAGCAUGGACCUGUUCUCCGCCGCCUGCGAGAACUUCGGUCUGGUCAUUAACACGCAGAGGACGGUGGUGAUGCACCAACCGCCACCCCACUCAGUCACAGCUUCCAACGCACCGCCGCAAAUCAGCGUCAACGGAACCCGACUGCAAGUGGUGGAGAACUUCCCGUAUCUGGGCAGUACUCUCUCCCGCAACACCAAGAUCGAUGACGAAGUCGCCAACAGGAUCUCGAAAGUCAGUCAAGCCUUCGGUCGCCUCCAAAGCACAGUUUGGAAUCGCCACGGUCUUCAGCUGAGCACGAAUCUGAAGAUGUACAAGGCCGUCAUCCUGCCGACACUACUGUAUGGAGAGGAGACUUGGACGGUGUACGCAAAGCAAGCACGCCGUCUGAACCACUUCCACCUCAGUUGUCUUCGUCGCAUCCUGAGGCUAAAAUGGCAGGAUCGAAUCCCCGACACUGAUGUGCUGGAACGAACGGGAAUCCUCAGCAUCUACGCCAUACUGAGGCAAAUGUGGCUGCGCUGGAGCGACCACCUGGUGCGCAUGGACGACGAACGGCUACCCAAACGACUCUUCUACGGAGACGUCGCGAAGGGUUCUCGCCGUCAAGGAGGCCAUAUUCGCCGUUACAAGGAUACCCUGAAGUCCUCCCUGAAACGCCUGCAAAUCAACCCCACCAACUGGGACGAGCUCGCACUCGAUCGACCGACCUGGAGGAGGACAGUGAAGACAGGCGCUGCGAUCUACGAAGCCAACCGCAUCGCUGCCGCCAAAGCGAAACGUGAAGCCCGCAAAUCACAACUUCGCCCAGUACGCAACGCCGCCGCACAACCGCUUCCAACGUGUCCUCGAUGUCAACGGACAUUCCGGGCUCGAAUCGGACUUGUUGGACAUAUCCGGAUUAACUGCGCCUCUCGAACGGCACCAACCAUCGUCCCCCCGCCCGCCUCUUCAUCCUCCUCUCCGCCGCCAACUACCUCUGACAAUUCUUCUGACCCACCACUUCCAUCAUCCUCCUCCUCCUCCUUCUCCUCAUCCUCCUCCUCCUCCUCCUCCUCCUCCUCGCCCACUGCUCCAACGGCGGCCGCUCAGGCGACUGUCCCGCGCACAACAACCAACACUACCACCACCUCCCCCGACUCCAGCGAUGUGGAUCAGGACUACACCUGCCCUCACUGCGACCGUACCUUCACCUCACACAUCGGCCUGGUCGGUCACUUGCGAAUCCAUCGCACAGAGGCUGGCGAACCAGUGCCUGGAGCACCCACCUAUACCCACCAAGCUCGUCUCAACUGCCCACAUUGCCCUCGCACUUUCAGGCAUCGCAUGGGCCUAUUCGGCCACAUGCGCAUCCACGACGACCUGCGGUAG
Spirometra erinaceieuropaei is the source of this 1554-nucleotide messenger RNA. NCBI's taxonomy places the organism in Eukaryota, Metazoa, Platyhelminthes, Cestoda, Diphyllobothriidea, Diphyllobothriidae. The record is from the annotation of a GenBank genome assembly.